Punica granatum (pomegranate) is the source of this 966-nucleotide messenger RNA. NCBI's taxonomy places the organism in Eukaryota, Viridiplantae, Streptophyta, Magnoliopsida, Myrtales, Lythraceae. The record is from RefSeq and is a predicted model, not a curated record.
AACGGCCUUCAAAGCUCCACUGAAAAAUCUCCGCCUUUCCUCUCCCUCCUCCUCCUCCUUCCUCUCCGACUCCGAGACGUUUCGCAUUUCAGACCAAAGGAAACAAGCGCAGGCGUAUCGACAAUGGCGUGUCGAACCGUGCUGCGAGGCGUGUUCCUAACGGAGCCGUGGAGGCCCCUUCGGUCAAACCUGAGCUGCUGCUCCUCCCUCUCGUACCCGAGAAACGCCGCGCUCUGCUCCGCCCGGAGGAUGUCGUGCGAGUAUACUGGCCCUGCGGAUACUAUGUAUUUCGGCUCCGCAUGGACACAGCAACAGCAGCAGCAGCUCAGCUGCUCAGGCAACGACGCGGCGUCGCCUUCCUCGUCUGAUCCCUCCGAGGACGAUCAGGAGCAGAAUCCGCCUCAGGAGGCUGUCCUUAAGGCCAUUUCAGAGGUGUCCAAGACCCAAGGGAGAGUUGGGCAAACAACAAACGUCGUUAUUGGUGGGACAGUAACUGAUGAUUCUAGCAACGAGUGGCUUGCCUUGGAUAAGAAGGUGAACACAUACCCGACAGUCAGAGGGUUCACUGCCAUUGGAACUGGUGGUGAUGAUUUUGUGCAGGCUAUGGUUGUUGCCGUCGAAUCUGUCAUCCAACAGCCAAUCCCUAAGGGUCGAGUGAAGCAGAAAUUGUCAUCCCAGGGCAAGUACGUUUCUGUAAAUAUUGGACCAAUUCAAGUCAUUUCAAGUGAACAGGUUCAAGCAGUAUAUAAUGCCAUGAGGAGAGAUGACCGGAUGAAAUACUUUUUGUAAUUCAAUUUUCAUCCUUGUAUAGGAAGUUCACGUGCUCUGCUAUUCACCCCCAAUUUUCGGUAUCAGUUCUUUUAGUUAAUCAGCUAUAUGUUCCUUUCAUUAUUAGCUUGUAAGCUUUAUUUUAGAUCAAAUCAAAUUCUAUUUUAUGUCACAUUCAGUCUCUUUAUGUUGCCCUGA